Molecule: messenger RNA, 309 nt
Organism: Cladocopium goreaui
Lineage: Eukaryota; Dinophyceae; Suessiales; Symbiodiniaceae
Source: the annotation of a GenBank genome assembly
AUGGAGCUACGCCAGCUACGCUAUUGUCAUUGCAACAUAUAUGGCGACGGCAUGCAACGGCUGCACUCUCCAGGUGUGAUACCUCCAGGGGUCGUGCUGCCGGGGUACAGACCUUCAGAUCUCUGGAGCCACAACAGGAUGCCUACUUUGAAUGCGUUGCCAGAUGUUGCCCGGCGUAUGGUUGAACUGCCAUUGACGAGAUUUCCCAUCCUGGGAGAGCUGUCAAUCCCUAUUGACGGAUUGCAAGCUCCUCCUCAUCAAGACACGCACGACGUUACGACACGACAUCUUCGAAGAGCUGUUGAAUAG